Messenger RNA from Miscanthus lutarioriparius, 1185 nucleotides. The record is from the annotation of a GenBank genome assembly. Lineage: Eukaryota; Viridiplantae; Streptophyta; Magnoliopsida; Poales; Poaceae.
AUGGCCAGCCUCACAGAUCUCGUUAACAUCGACCUGAGUGACUGCACCGAAAAGAUCAUCGCCGAGUACAUCUGGUUGGCAUCCUUCUGUUCUUGCUCUGAUUUUCUUUUCAGAAUCGUCUUUGCAUUCAGAACACAAUCAUUGCAAGUUACCAACGCAGUAUGUUCUGAGUUCUACUACGUCAGGAUUGGAGGAUCCGGCAUAGACCUCAGGAGCAAAGCAAGGACGGUGAAAGGCCCCAUCACCGAUCCGAACCAGCUGCCAAAAUGGAAUUACGACGGCUCCAGCACCGGGCAGGCUCCCGGAGAGGACAGCGAAGUCAUCCUCUACCCUCAAGCCAUUUUCAAGGACCCGUUCAGGAAGGGCGACAACAUCCUUGUAAUGUGUGACUGCUACACGCCACAAGGCGAGCCAAUCCCCACUAACAAGAGGUACAAUGCUGCCAAGGUUUUCAGCCACCCCGAUGUUGCAGCUGAGGUGCCAUGGUACGGUAUUGAGCAGGAGUACACUCUCCUUCAGAAGGAUGUGAGCUGGCCCCUUGGCUGGCCUGUUGGUGGAUACCCUGGUCCCCAGGGACCAUACUACUGCGCUGCUGGUGCCGAUAAGUCAUUUGGGCGCGACGUGGUUGACGCCCACUACAAAGCCUGCCUCUACGCCGGCAUCAACAUCAGCGGCAUCAACGGCGAAGUCAUGCCUGGACAGUGGGAGUUCCAAGUUGGGCCGUCCGUUGGGAUCUCUGCCGGUGACGAGAUAUGGGUUGCCCGCUACAUUCUCGAGAGGAUCACUGAGAUUGCCGGAAUUGUUCUCUCCCUCGACCCAAAGCCGAUCCAGGGUGACUGGAACGGUGCCGGUGCUCACACCAACUACAGCACCAAGUCGAUGAGGGAGCCCGGCGGCUACGAGGUGAUCAAGAAGGCGAUCGAGAAGCUGGGGAAGAGGCACAAGGAGCACAUCGCCGCGUACGGCGAGGGCAACGAGCGCCGCCUCACGGGCCGCCACGAGACCGCCGACAUCAACACCUUCAAAUGGGGCGUGGCGAACCGCGGCGCGUCCAUCCGCGUCGGCCGCGACACCGAGCGGGAGGGCAAGGGAUACUUCGAGGACCGCAGGCCGGCAUCCAACAUGGACCCCUACGUCGUCACCGGCAUGAUCGCCGAGACCACCAUCCUGUGGAACGGAAACUGA